AUGCCUCCGAAGUCGAGGUUCACCAGGCUAGAUGCCUUUACAAAGACGGUAGACGAGGCCAGAGUGCGGACAACCUCUGGAGGAAUUGUCACGAUAGCUUCGUUGCUCAUCGUUUUUUGGCUUGCUUGGGGCGAAUGGGCGGAUUGGCGGCGGAUAGUUGUGCACCCAGAAUUGAUUGUUGAUAAGGGACGAGGUGAAAAGAUGGAGAUACAUUUGAAUAUCACUUUUCCAAAGAUACCUUGCGAGUUGCUAACCCUUGACGUGAUGGACGUUUCUGGGGAGCAACAAGUCGGAGUCAUGCAUGGUGUCAGUAAGGUCAGACUUGCACCAGAAGCUGAGGGUGGUCAUGUAAUAGAUAUCAAGGCUCUUGACUUACACUCAGACGAAGACAAAGCGGCGCAUUUGGAUCCCGAGUACUGUGGUGGAUGUUAUGGAGCAACUCCCCCUCAGAAUGCGCAGAAGCCAGGAUGUUGUAAUACUUGCGACGAAGUUAGAGAGGCUUAUGCUAGUGUAUCUUGGGCUUUUGGGCGAGGAGAAAACGUAGAGCAAUGUGAGCGCGAACAUUAUGGAGAGAGACUUGACUCUCAGAGAAAAGAGGGAUGCAGGAUUGAGGGCGCACUCCGCGUGAACAAGGUCAUCGGAAAUUUCCACAUAGCACCCGGACGAAGCUUCAGCAACGGUAACAUGCACGUACACGAUUUGAACAACUACUUCGAUACCCCUGUCGAAGGCGGACAUGUCUUCUCCCACACCAUCCACCAUCUUCGAUUUGGACCUCAGUUGCCGGAAGAAUUGACCAAGAAGCUUGGAACCAAGACGAAUCUUUGGACAAACCACCACUUGAACCCGCUAGAUGACACCAAGCAAACUACCACCGAGCCGGCAUACAAUUUCAUGUAUUUCGUCAAAGUUGUGUCUACAUCUUAUCUCCCUCUAGGAUGGGAAACCCAAGCAUACAAAUCGCAGCUCGGCAGCGAAUGGGUUGGAAUCGGAUCAUAUGGACACCAGCAUGAUGGCAGCGUAGAAACACACCAGUACUCCGUCACAAGCCACAGACGAAGCUUGAACGGAGGUGACGACGCUUCUGAGGGACAUAAGGAGAAGGUUCAUGCUCGUGGUGGUAUUCCGGGUGUAUUCUUUUCAUACGAUAUCUCGCCAAUGAAGGUCAUCAACCGCGAAGAGAGAUCAAAGAGCUUUACUGGAUUCUUGACUGGACUUUGUGCAAUUGUUGGAGGUACCUUAACAGUGGCAGCAGCUGUAGAUCGUGGUCUUUAUGAAGGAGGAACCCGCCUUAGAAAGCUACAAUCUAAGACGAUGUAA
Messenger RNA from Glarea lozoyensis ATCC 20868, 1320 nucleotides. RefSeq lists its product as uncharacterized. The record is from RefSeq and is a predicted model, not a curated record. Gene Ontology annotation, cellular component: Golgi membrane; COPII-coated ER to Golgi transport vesicle; endoplasmic reticulum. Bases 1 to 1320 code for a protein of 439 amino acids. The transcript has 4 exons. NCBI's taxonomy places the organism in Eukaryota, Fungi, Ascomycota, Leotiomycetes, Helotiales, Helotiaceae. Gene Ontology annotation, biological process: endoplasmic reticulum to Golgi vesicle-mediated transport; retrograde vesicle-mediated transport, Golgi to endoplasmic reticulum.